Neomonachus schauinslandi (Hawaiian monk seal) is the source of this 1143-nucleotide messenger RNA. It is a transcript of the gene PSMA1, whose product is annotated as proteasome 20S subunit alpha 1. Gene Ontology annotation, cellular component: proteasome core complex, alpha-subunit complex; nucleus; proteasome core complex. The record is from RefSeq and is a predicted model, not a curated record. The coding region runs from base 85 to 876 and encodes 263 amino acids. The transcript is spliced from 10 exons. Gene Ontology annotation, biological process: ubiquitin-dependent protein catabolic process. NCBI's taxonomy places the organism in Eukaryota, Metazoa, Chordata, Mammalia, Carnivora, Phocidae.
CUGUAGAUCGCCGAGUGGUAGUUUCGGCAACUUUCCUGAACCCGCACCUCUGCAGGAGGCCGCAGCCAGACCCGCGCCGGAACCAUGUUUCGCAACCAGUAUGACAAUGAUGUCACUGUUUGGAGCCCUCAGGGCAGGAUUCAUCAAAUUGAGUAUGCAAUGGAAGCUGUCAAGCAAGGUUCAGCCACAGUUGGUCUGAAAUCAAAAACCCAUGCAGUGUUGGUUGCAUUGAAGAGAGCACAGUCAGAGCUUGCAGCUCAUCAGAAAAAAAUUCUCCAUGUUGACAACCAUAUUGGUAUCUCAAUUGCGGGACUUACUGCUGAUGCUAGACUGUUAUGUAAUUUUAUGCGCCAAGAGUGUUUGGAUUCCAGAUUUGUAUUUGACAGACCUCUUCCUGUGUCUCGUCUUGUAUCUCUAAUUGGAAGCAAGACCCAGAUACCAACACAACGAUAUGGCCGGAGACCAUAUGGUGUUGGGCUGCUUAUUGCUGGUUAUGAUGAUAUGGGCCCUCACAUUUUCCAAACCUGUCCAUCUGCCAACUAUUUUGACUGUAGAGCCAUGUCCAUUGGAGCCCGUUCUCAAUCAGCUCGUACUUACUUGGAGAGACAUAUGUCUGGGUUUAUGGAGUGCAAUUUGAAUGAACUGGUUAAACAUGGUCUGCGUGCCUUACGAGAGACGCUUCCUGCAGAACAGGACCUAACUACAAAGAAUGUUUCCAUUGGAAUUGUUGGUAAAGACUUGGAGUUUACGAUUUAUGAUGAUGAUGAUGUAUCUCCAUUCCUGGAAGGUCUUGAAGAAAGACCACAGAGAAAGGCACAGCCUGCUCAGCCUGCUGAUGAACCUGCAGAAAAGGCUGAUGAACCGAUGGAACAUUAAGUUACAAGCCAGUCUGUAUGUUUAUUAUCAAAUCUGUAAGAAUGCAGGAACGUGUACUGAUGACAAUAAUCUGUACGUAGGAAUCAGUCCAGAUGUGUUUUUCCCUAGCAACUUGUCUGAAACCAUAUAAUGGUGUGCAUUUUUCUUUGAGAGGGUCUAUAUAAUCAUUUUCUAGAAAGUAUAGGUAUCUGUACUGAUGUUUUUAUAUGAAGAACAUAGUGUCUUUGUGGUUUUAAAGACAACUGUGAAAUAAAAUUGUUUCACCUG